Messenger RNA from Medioppia subpectinata, 1896 nucleotides. The record is from the annotation of a GenBank genome assembly. Lineage: Eukaryota; Metazoa; Arthropoda; Arachnida; Sarcoptiformes; Oppiidae.
AUGACAACAUUAGUGCCCACACAACAGCCGAACGACACGUAUAUAACUUAUGCCGAUUGGGGAACAAUUGGGUCGCAAAUUAUUUUUUCCUACAAAAAUGACAUUUACUAUAAAUCCGAUGCAAACGCAGCGCCGAUAAGACUCACAAAUACGGGCAAAGAUAUGGUUAUAUAUAACGGAAUACCCGAUUGGCUGUACAGACGAGAGAUAUACUCAAACUCGCCGAAAAUGUUUUGGUUAUCACCGGUGGGAACAAAGUUGGUCUACACGACCAUCGAUGACAGCGGUGUCGACUUAAUGACAUGGCCUUUCUAUAGCACAGGCAAAUUGGCCCAGGGUUAUCAUAAUCAAUAUCCUAAAAUUGAAAUGGUCAGGUACCCGAAAGUGGGCCGACCCAACCCUACGAUUGCUCUUUAUUACAUCGAUUUGACUCAAUUGCGUGAUUAUAACGACUCGAUCGGUAAACUGACAGUUCAUUUAGAGCCACCCAAAAAUUUUAAACUACAAUCGAGUAAUGGAUGGCUAGACUUGCGUACGGCUCCUGUCGUCACACCAGACGGCGAGUCAUAUCUUAUAAAAGUACCCAAAAUGAGUGACAACGGGAAGGAUGUGUUUCCACACAUCGCCAAAGUGUCCGUUUCGUCGGCCGAAUCAUCGUUUUUAACGUCCGGUGUAUUUGAAGUGAAAGAUAUACUAAACGUAAACACAGAAAGUGAUAAAAUAUAUUUUAGGGCAACGUUUCCUUCAAAUCCCGGAGAAAAGCAUUUAAUGAGCGCUCCGUUAACCCAGUCGUCGGCGGCGUCGAAGACAGAGCCCGUGUGUCACACGUGUCUUAUCAACACAUAUAACACCGAUAGGGAUAACACAUGUCUGGUCUCUGACGCCACGUUCAGCGAAGGGGCCAAACAUUAUAUCCAUCACUGUUUAGGACCUAAUAUUCCCCAAUCGGUGAUCAGGCGGACAGUCGACGACCGCUUACUCUAUACACUCGAAGACAAUAAAAGCCUGAAGAAUAAACUUCAAGACCUAUUGGUUCCCAAAACUAUUUUCAUGAAGGUUCCGAUCGGACGCUAUCAGAUCGAUGUCCAGCUUUUUGUGCCGCAAUAUUUUGAUAGCAAAGCGCAGCAAAAAUAUGCAUUAGUUUUUCACGUUUACGGCGGACCCGGAGCUGAGAGCCAAUGCGUUUCGCACAAAUACUUUUACAAUCAAUUCGGCGCUUAUUUGGUCUCUAAUAAAAACGUAAUCUAUGCCUAUCUGGACAGCAGAGGUGCCCCAAAUCGCGGCCAGCAAUUCAUGUUUGAAAUCUAUCGCCGAUUGGGAACCGUUGAGGUCGAGGACACUAUAGCUGUGGCCCGUUAUUUCCGCGAUAAAGUGUCCUAUGUCGAUUCUAACGCCAUAGCCAUAUGGGGCUGGUCUUAUGGGGGAUAUGUGACUAUAAAGGCAUUGCAAGACGAUUACAACGACCCUGUAUUUAGCUGUGGUGUAGCGGUGGCGCCGGCAACCGAUUGGAUACUCAGUCAUCUCAGACUCAGACUCAGACUCAGUCAUCUCAGACUCAGACUCUAUACUGAACGACAUAUGGGUUUCCCCACACCUGAAGACAAUCUGCAAAACUAUCGCUUGUCGUCGACAUUGGAUAACGUGAAGCGUUUGAAUGGCAAACAGUUUCUUAUUAUAUUUGCCACCGCAGAUGUAAUUGUACACUCAAUUGAAAUAAUGAUGCUUUUGAAGGCUAUGAAUGAGGCGAAUGUGAAAUACCAAACACAGGUAUAUCCCGAUCAGAGACACGGUUUGCAGCAAUCAAUGGCACACAUGUAUACACGAAUGACCGACUUCUUUGACCAAGUACUAUAUACUAUUUAUAUAAAGCAUAACCUGAAUAAUGGUUUAUAUUAA